Penaeus monodon (black tiger shrimp) is the source of this 2431-nucleotide messenger RNA. RefSeq lists its product as uncharacterized. The coding region runs from base 107 to 1630 and encodes 507 amino acids. Lineage: Eukaryota; Metazoa; Arthropoda; Malacostraca; Decapoda; Penaeidae. The record is from RefSeq and is a predicted model, not a curated record. The transcript is spliced from 9 exons.
GCUUUCAGAGGGGAAUUAUCCUCUUCUUAAAGUCCUUUCUGUAAAAGAACCAUUUGUGGGAGAGAAGCAUCUUAAGAAAAUAGAUUUUUUCCUAAAGGAAAACAAAAUGGCAUUCAAGAAAAGGGCCACACAAAGUUGCAUAAUAAUUGCUGUUGCCAUCUGGACGUUAACACAGAUGUCAGCGACCAAGGAAAGAGCUAUGACCAAGAAAAAAAAUCCAGAAAACCGGACUUGGUCAGAGUUAAGCGCAGUUAUUACAAAUGCCAAAGAAGUUGUUUCUGGCAUUCAAAUAAAUGAAGAAUUAGACGGAAACGUACUUAAAAUCGAUGAAGGCGUAGAUAAUGUACAAACGGGUGAAGGUAACAAACUUGAUGGGGAAACAGAAAAUCAAGUAAAUGAAGAAGAUGAAGGCGUAGAAGAGGAAGUAGAUGAUAAAGACCCAGAUGAAGAAGUAGAUUCACGUACAGAAGUGGGUCUCGAGGAUCUUGGUCUAAAGCUGCGCAACUAUAGUCUCCCAGGGUGUCACUGCGCCAGGCUGGGCAUCGACAUGGGCGACCUCCGGCGGGCGCGGGCGGAGGCCGAGCGGCGCCCCGAGAGGUUCCCGCGCUGGUUCCUCCGCCGCUUCGCCUUCGCCGGCGAGUCCACCUGCUCGGACUUCGCCACGCAGCGCGGGGGGCGCCAGAGGGUCCUGUCCUUCUGCUACUUCAUAAACAAAGGCAAAACCGUGCCGGGGACAGCUUUGUACAGAAAAUACAUGAAACAAGCUUAUGGAACGGCCGGCGACAUCAAGCAAAUCUACCCCGGCUGGCUGAUGAGGAUCUACCACAGCGUCACCGCCGAGGACCUGCAUGGCACUGAGGAGUUAUGCCGCAUCUUCUGCGACCACCCGCACGUCGACCUAUGCUUUGUGCAUGACCUGCCCGGCAUUGGGAAUUUGUCUCGCUUCGGCGUCGUUGGCAGGCUGUGGCGCUACGCCCCCAUGGGGGACCCCGCCGUUGAGGCCUUCCACUGCCGCGACAUUGACAGCUACGUCUUGGAGAGAGACGCAGCGGCCGUGAGAGAGUGGCUGUCGUCGGGCAAGACUUACCAUGCCAUCCACGACCAUCCUUCAAAUAACGCCCCUCUCAUGGGAGGUCUUUGGGGCGGCUUAAACAGGGACCUGAGGCUUAUGAAGCACCUGAGAGAAACCUUGUACAACGCAACCAUGAUGGACUUCAAGCCCCUGGAUCAGGUGCUGCUGAGGAAAAUUGUAUUUCCCGCCAUCAAGGACGACCUCCUAAACCACGCGAGCUACCCUUGCCAAGUCGCCCGAAUCGGCCCGUCGGUGCCCAUGCCGACGCAGCGCCAAGGGAUCGAGUUCUGUGGCCUCAGCGCCUUCAACCCCUACCAGGGCAUUCUCUUUCGGGAGAGGGAUUGCCCUCUUGAAUGCCGGCCGAAGGAGCACCCGGACUGGAAAGCUGGUAUAAAGAAGUACCCUGCACCAAAUUUCAAGAUACUCAGUGCUAGGCAUUCACGCGUCACGCGAGUGGAUAUCACACUGGAUUAUCCUCCUGUGACAAGGUCGAUCAGUCAGCCAAACACGCACUUCCUUGAAGAACUUUACUAUGCAGUUUCAUUAUACCUUAAAUGAAAUAGCCGCUUAUCGGCUUUCGAAGAGAUUAUGAUGUCAUAUAUGGAUUUCAGAAGAAAAUGAAGAAGAAUUGGCAUCUGGGACAUCAGAUUUAGACAGAGUUUUAAAGUUUAAGGUGGAGUAUCCCGGAGGCAGCUGCAACUAACUAGACCAUGCAUAGGGUAUUGAUAUCACUCCAUAAUGAAACACAUAUCAUCCCAUAAUCUGACUUAUUACCCACGUGACUUAAUUUUGUCUGACAAUUAAUGCUAUUAUAGCCAAUGGCAAAGUCUGUGAUAUGAUUAGUCAUGUAAAAGUUUUGUUUUCUUUUGCUUUUUACCAAUGUAAUAAAUAAGGCAACCAUUGUCAUACAGCACCUACAGGCUGCAUGACAAUGCCUAUGGUACCAAGUUAGCUUUCUCUCUCUCUCUCUCUCUCUCUCUCUCUCUCUCUCUCUCUCUCUCUGUCUCUCUCUCUCUCUCUCUCUCUCUUCAUCUCUUUCUCUCACUCUCUCUCUCUCAUGGUUUUAUUUUUUUAUUUUUUUGUAUUUUUCAGUUCAUGUUACAAUUGAUACUUAGGAUCUGCCCAUGCUCUUAUAAAGUAUAACUCAAGACAGUUUCCGGUUUGUUUGAGAGAAACCUCACUCCUUUGACAGAUUAUAGGCCUUUUCUUGUAGAAUCCGAAACCUCUAACAAUUUGAUACAUUGUUGAAUGUUGGUUCGCAGUCGCUACAGAACAUGGUAUCAUCGAAGUUUGAAAUGACACACAAAGUUUUGAAAUAUAUAUUUUUUUAUAUCAUAUAAUAAAGUUAAUAGAAAACCA